Molecule: messenger RNA, 1867 nt
Organism: Centropristis striata (black sea bass)
Lineage: Eukaryota; Metazoa; Chordata; Actinopteri; Perciformes; Serranidae
Exons: 2
Coding region: 71-1456 (461 amino acids)
Source: RefSeq, a predicted model, not a curated record
CGGCUUGCCACUGUUUAAGAGCUCGAAUUUACAACUAUGGCCCAUUUUAGGACUUUUGUUAAGUGCUCCAAUGAAGGAACCUGUUGUCAUCGGACUUUUUUGUGGUACAAAAAAACCAAAUGCCCCUGAUGAUUAUUUGAAAGAUUUUACUGACGAGUUAAAGCAGUUGCAGGAAGGAUUUCUUUUUAGAGGAAAAAGAUUUUUCAUUGAACUGGAUUCUGUUAUUUGUGAUACUCCAGCUAGAGCUUUUGUAAAAAAUACAAAAGCUCACAAUGCGUAUCACGGAUGUGACAAGUGUUGCCAGCCAGGUGUUUAUAUUAACAAUAGAAUGACAUACCCCAUUAAUGAUUUAGUGUUACGGACUGACUCAUCAUUUUCAGACAGAACAGAUGAGACACAUCACCACGAGGGAGCACAUGGAUUUUCUGGUUUAGAUGUGGGCAUGGUAUCUAGAUUCCCUCUGGAUUACAUGCACCUUGCAUGUUUAGGUGUCACACGUAGAUUGUUAAAUGUUUGGCUGAGGGGCCCAUUGAAAUUUCGUUUGUCUUCUACUCUUGUUGACAGGAUUUCUGAAAAUUUGAUUCAGAUGCGGGCAUAUAUACCUGCUGAGUUUGCAAGGAAGCCGAGGUCUCUGAGAGAGCUAGACCGUUGGAAAGCAACUGAACUAAGGCAGUUUCUGUUGUAUACUGGUUCAGUUGCUCUGGCACCAUAUUUGAAUAGUGAUUUAUAUAACAACUUUAUGUUAUUUUAUACAGGUAUGUGUAUCCUUGUCAGUCCUCAGUUGUGUUCAUUGUAUAGUAAUUAUGCAGACACACUGCUCACAACAUUUUUAAGUCAUUUUGGGGAGCUUUAUGGCAAAGAUGCCCUAGUGUACAAUGUGCAUGCCUUAGUCCAUCUAUCAGCAGAUGCGCGCCUUUACGGUUGUUUGGACUCUAUCUCAGCUUUUCCAUUUGAAAAUUAUCUCCAUAAACUGAAGAGGUUUGUAAGAAAGCCAGAAUUUCCCCUUGCACAGAUAAUAAGAAGAUUGUCAGAAGUUGAAAAGAUCAGUACCACUGAGUUGCCCCGUAAGGAUUUAAGAAUGCAACACUAUGUUGGGCCUGUGCCUGAUGGCCUUCAAGCAGUAGCACAGUACAGGGAACUUAAGACUGAACAGUGGUCCAUGAGAGUUUCCACAGGUGAUAAUGUUUUUUCUAUAGAUGGAGAGAUUUGUCUUGUAUACAACAUCAUUAAGUCUGUGGAGGGAAUACAUGUUGUCUUUAAAGUUUUUACACAACUGGAAAGUUUCUUUGACUAUCCAAUGAGCUCAGAUUUUCUAAGAAUAUUUGUAGUAUUACAACCAACAGGGCCAUUUAAGGUGGCCAAACUGUCACAAGUCUCGCAUAAGUGUAUGCUCCUGCCUUACAAAGACAAAUUUGUUGUCAUGCCACUUUUGCAUAUCUGCUGUAGUAGUGCUUAAAUCUCUUAGGAUAUAUUCUUAACUAUUUUAUUUUGACUGUAGACUGACUUGACUGACUGAACACUGAACACAAGAAUUGAAGAAGAGCAACUUGACCCCACAAAGGUGUCUAAAUACUUCAAUACAUUAAAUGACUAUUGGAGGAAAAUUUUGCUAUUUCUUUUAAGUAAUUCAAUUAUUCAAUUUCUAUUUCAGAUGUUUUUGGUUGUCGAAUUCACAUCCAACAAAACUGUGAACAUCAUCCCAGAGAAAUGGUUUGCGGAUGGCGUCACUUGGUGGCCAAACUAUAACAACGACGAACGCAUAAAUAGAGCGGUACAAAAAUGUGAGGACCCAGCAACAGGCUGGACACUUAAUGAUGUCCGUGUCCUCUCCAGAGCUGGUGAUUAUCUAAAGGCAAGGGACAAAUUG